This is a messenger RNA of Funneliformis caledonium, 630 nucleotides long. The record is from the annotation of a GenBank genome assembly. NCBI's taxonomy places the organism in Eukaryota, Fungi, Glomeromycota, Glomeromycetes, Glomerales, Glomeraceae.
AUGAUACCAAUCAAAUUUUCUUGUGCUUUCCUUAUUAUUUCCACUGUGACACUGGUCACCGUAGUCAAUGCCUUUAAACCCCAGCUUGUUCUUCAACUCGUUAAUGAUGAACGUAGUAAGGUUGGAGCUCCUGCACUUACAUUGGACGGUCAAUUGACGCAAGCUGCUCAAACGCAAACCGAUUAUAUGGUGUAUUCCGGUAACCUCACUCACGAGAACCCUAUCGGUGAUUUAGGGAAACGAAUUCGAGAUACUGGGUACAUUUUUAGUGACAAUAACUAUGCUGAAAAUGUCGCUGUUGGAUAUGGUACAGAUGAGGAAGUGCGUGUUGUGCAAAGUUGGAUGAGUUCCAGCGAUCAACAAAAUAUUCUUAAUCCAGCAUUCACUAUGGGAGUCGCAUUUGGUGGUGAAACAUAUUGGACUCAAGUUUUUGCAACACCAAGUGAACAAACCAGCGUGAAUGUUAGACCAAGUAUACCAACUAGCGUGAAUUUUCCAACCGAUGGUGUGACUUUACCAACUAGCAGCGCAAUCUUCCCAACCGAUAGCGUGAUUUUACCAACCAGCGUGACAAGUGAACCAACCAGCAUGUUUGGUAGAACUCAUGAACAAACCGGAGAGAUUGCUUAA